AUGUUAGGAGCAAGUAGUAGUGAGGAGGAAGAUGACGAUUUCCAGGACGAGCACGAGUCGCAAGUGAGUAAAGAAGCAGAUAUUGGCCACACAAGUACCCUUGUUCGGGAGGCCCGCCGUCGAAAUUGCGAAACCCAUAGGGCCGUUGUGCUCCAUAACACAACCAUUUUAGCAGCGGCGAAUGGGAUUUGCCGGCUUGACAAACAGUUGUUUUCAGAUGCCGAUUGCGCAGGUCAAAAAGCGCUCGUUGCUUUCGGGGGGCGUUACGCCACGGAGCAGCUCGCCGGCUCCGUCGGACUCGGUAUCGCAGUCGAAUUCGCUGAAAAGGAAUAAUUCGAAUUCACAGGCCAAAAGAAAAGAUUCGGUGCAAAGUCAGACACCCGCACGAUCGGUGAGUCUUUUGUGGUAAUACUGGAAAGGGGAUAUGAAAGGGUGAAACACAAAAAAAAUAAGUUGGGAAAGUUCAGCCGAUGCGAAUGAACGCGCCGUCGCCGAUGCCCCAGGUAAGAGACGGAAUGCGUGUAGAAUGUGACUCUGAAAUCUCCUUCUAACCACUCCUUACUCCCCUAACUCUCUCUUCUUCUCUGCAACCAACCUGUUUCUCUCUCUCUCUUUCUUCUUCUUCCCUUCCAAUCUUUGCUCGAACCUGCCUGCACACUUCGUCGUAUUUCACGAAAUUCGAGUCGUUUUCACACUUGCGUCGCCUUGAGUGAUCGAAUAAUUCACGAGCAUUUUCGGGGAACAAAACGAGACUCUCGUCGCCCUGCCAGCACACGUUUUGAAUGGUUUCUGAGCACUGAACGAACCGAAAGUGUGUCAGACUUCUCCCCACCGAACUAACAGAUAACAUGUCACUUUCUGUUAGCAUGUGGAUAAAAUUGAUGGGAAAAGAAUUUGGAACAUUCUGAUUUCAGACCAGGACAAUGUCGAACGUCUCGAAGCCAAUAAUGCAGAGUUCAACAGAAUUCGACGGCGAGGAAGAGGGAGAAGAUGAGAGUUCAACGACUGUCGUGCCGAACGGAGACGAUAUGGGUCCGGCGUUGAGCAAGGAGGAACAGGAGCGGAUACGGUAGUUGAUUCCACUUCUUCCCCAUUUCAACUCGUCCCCCACUUCAGAGCCGAAAAAGAGGAAGAGGACCACAAGAAGAAUCUUCAAAUGUACUGUUUUCUGGCCAGAUGCGUAGCAUAUCCAUUCAAUGGACAGCAGACUGGCGACAUGGCACGACGGCAGAUGAAGGUGAAUAAGCAGGAGCUGGCGAGGAUCCGCGAGCGGUUUACGUUGUUCCUCAAAGGAGAAACGAACAUUGCGGCCGACGAGGCAUUCACAAAAGCCAUCCAGAGCUAUUUCGAAGUGUUUCUGAAGUCUGAAAGGGUACAAAAAGUGGUGCAUGCGGGCGGAUUCUCGCAGCACGACUUCCGGGAAGUCUUCCGGUUAAACAUCGAAAAACGGAUACGGAGUCUGCCGGAUAUCGAAGGUCUCUCCAAGGAAACCGUUCUCAAUUCGUGGCUAGCCAAAUUUGAUGCGAUUAUAAAAGGAGACGAGAACGAUCAGAAUAGGAAUGCUAGGUGAGCAGACAUCCCGUUCUUUCAAUUCUCAGCGAAGUGAUUUCAGAGGUCGAACUCGUAAUGCGCAGACUUUGAUGAGUGCAGACGCGGUUCUCGGGAAGGAGCAGUUGUAUGACGUGUUCCAGCAAAUUCUUGGAAUCAAGAAAUUCGAGCAUCAGAUAAUUUUCAAUGCUCUCCAACUGGAUAAUCCGGAUGAACAGGCGGCUGCGAUCCGGAGAGAAUUUGCGACGAGAGAAGAAGCACUGAAAGAUCCGAUGAAGGUGAGCACGGAAGGGACGAUGACUCAUAGAAACGUCAUCGGGUUCAGAUGAAGAGGAUAACGCCAAAGUUCGUGGUGAAAGACAUGGAAACACUGUACAUGGACGAGGUGAGAAUGUCAAUCAACACGCUCAUCUCGAAUCUGGAGACAGUUCCCGUGACGACGCGCGGGCAGACUGUCGGCAAGCGGAAAGACAAGAGUCGGUGAGUGCUGCUCGCGGAGCCCGUUCCCGUUGCGUCCGUCCGUCCACUCCACUAGCACUAGACUCGGUUCCUCCCUUCUUGUCCCGUUUACAGUCCGUUUUCAGCAACCAGACCAAAAACAAACGGUAUGUGUCUUUUAUGUGAAGAGCGAAAAGCAAGCAAGCAAUCACACCACGGCCAGAAAAGAAAGAAUCCACGUGUCAUGCUGCCAGUUCUAGAGCGCACACUUCUACUAACUUCUACUGUGUCUGUCCUCUUCCUAACUAUCACUUCUACUUCUCCUUCUUCUAUUUUCUGUGCACUCGUAGUAGUUCGCUGCCUUCUUCUUCUUCCGCUCCGUAUUCUUCUUCUAAGCCUUUCUUUCCCACUUCUUCUUCUUCUUCUUUGCUCUCGCCGUUCAGUUCGGAAGUCUCUCUCACUAAGUUCUUUGUCACCACCACCCGAUUCCUUCGUCCUCGUUCCAAUCGUCUCGUCCCGACUGAUUCACCAACUCACCAACUCAGCACAUGUCAUGAAUGCUGCCACGUGUUCACUGCCGUCCAUCUAUUUAAUCCUCUCUUUUUUUAGAUCCCGCAGUAUUGAGGACUUGUCGCUCUUCAACAGGUUUGUUCGUUCCUCGCCCGCCCGCCCACACAUAAACACUUUCUCAUUUCGCUUCCCCUGCUCCAAUCGCUUUCCCGUCGUCUCGAUACUAACUCUUUCCUUUUGCCUCAAACUGACUGUCCAAUCUGUCUUUGCACGAAAGCUGAGAAAGAGAGAGAGAGAGAGAGAAAGUGACGAAGCCUUCCUUUUUUAUUAUUUUCCAUUUUCACUUUCCCGCCGAAUGCGUCGCUGCCUCAAUUCGUGCUGUGUCUUCAUUCUUUUUUGGCUGAAACCAUUCAUUCUUGGCUGCGAACGAAAAUGAGAUUAAAUGAAAUAAAAGCAUGGCAAAGCAUUCAUUUCCGAACAAAAAGAAGCCCCCACACAAAAAUGCCUAUAUUUCCGCCUAAAUGUGUUUUGACCGCCCGCCCGCCGGCUUCCGAACGUGCUUGUCUCUGCCUUUCGCGCGUCCGGACCGCUCGUUGCUUUCAGUUUAAAACGAAGGACCAGCUCGGGCAGUCUGAACAAGGGCGACAGCGACGACGGCGACGUCACGCUCACCAAGUCGGAUGUGUCGUUGGCGCUGAGCAUGGAGGUAGAGAGCCUCGCUAAGGAAUGGAUGUCACUCAACUCUUUCAGGUGGUCGUGAUGGAGGUGCAGGGACUGAAGUCGGUGCAGCCGAGCAAGAUUGUGUACUGCACGAUGGAGGUGGACGGACACAAACUGCAGACGGACCACGCGGAGGCGUCGAAGCCCAAGUGGGACACUCAGGGAGACUUUUCCACGAAGAACCCGUUGCCGGUGGUCAAAGUGAAAUUGUACACGGAAGUGAAAAGUAUGAUUGCAUUCGAAGAUAAAGAACUCGGAAAGGUAAAGCAUGAUAAAAAGAAGCCAAGGGAAGUGAACCUCUUCUGUUUCAGGUGAUCAUCCAACCGACGCCCAACUGUUCGAGGACUCCCGAGUGGUACACGAUGACAUUGCCGAAAAACAGUCAGGAUCUGAAUCUGAAAAUUAGGAUAGCAAUUCGAGUAGAGAAACCGCCGAAUCUCAAGUAUUGCGGCUACUGCUACUGCAUCGGAAGGAACGCGUGGAAGAAGUGGAAAAAGCGGUUCUUCUGCCUCGUCCAGGUCUCGCAGUACGCGUUCGCAGUGUGCAGUUUCCGACAGAAGAAAGCCGAUCCGACGGAGUUCAUUCAGUUGGACGGGUUCACAAUUGAUUACAUGCCGGAGUCUGAUCCAGGUAAGCGAAAACGAAUUUUAAUUCAUUAUGAACUGUCAAAGCGUGUAUUUCAGAAUUAUCUGCACAAGGUGGGAAGCACUUCUUCACUGCCAUCAAAGAAGGAGACGAGUUGAAGUUUGCGACAGACGAUGAGAACGAGCGACAUCUCUGGGUGCAAGCACUGUACAGAGCCACCGGACAGGCGUACAAGCCGGUGCCGCCGAAACAGUCGACGAUCGCUCCGAAAGCGCAGGGAUUCCAGGACAAAGCGAGCAAACACGGAAUGGAUGCGUUGAUUCAGGCAGACUCCAUCAACUUCGAUCACGAUCAUCUGUUCGCGGACAUCCAGCAGCUCACUUUGGAUUUCCGAAUCAACGAGCCGAUUUGCUCUCUGGUCAGUCAAAACUAAAGAACUUCUGCUUGAAUUCUUCUUCUGUUUAGGGAUGGUUCUCUCCCGGACAGGCUUUUGUGCUGGAAGAGUAUUCGGCGAGGUACAUGGUCCGCGGAUGCUUUCGCCACGUCACUCUUCUCUCGAAUCUUCUGGACAAAGCCGACGACGGACUGCUCAUCGAUCCCGCUCUCAUCCAUUACUCGUUCGCAUUCUGUGCAUCCCACGUGCACGGAAACAGGUGUCAGCCCGAUCGACAGGGACCGGAAGGGGUGGGAACGGUGACGCAGGAGGAGAAGGAGAAGUUCCAGGAGAUAAAGGAACGGCUGAGAGUGCUUCUGGAGAAGCAGAUCACCAACUUCCGGUACUGUUUCCCCUUCGGAAGACCGGAAGGGGCGCUCAAAGGGACUCUGGGCCUUCUGGAAAGGGUUUUGAUGAAGGACGUAGUGUCCCCAGUGCCUCCGGAAGAGGUCCGAGCGGUUAUUCGAAAGUGUCUCGAGGACGCCGCAUUGGUGAACUACACACGGAUUUGCAACGAAGCGAAGAUCGAACGUAGGCCCAGAAGAGAUCCACUGAGGAUGUGUUGAAUUGCAGAGCGAAUGGGCGUGGAUGUGAGUCCGGCGCAACGGAUCGAGGAUAUGAUCCGAGUGACGGAGUUCUGCAUCGACCUGCUCAAGGAGAACGAGGAGCACCACGGAGAGGUGAGCGAGGGGCGGAGUCCCGCACGGGAAUGAACGAGUCCGGAAUGCCUCUCACUAUCAGAGAGUUCUUCUCCAUUUCCUUCUUUUCUUUCCUAUCUUCCUUUCGAAUUCCCCCCAACACUAACCACAUAUUUUAGCAGCUGCGAGGGGUACGUUCCACGUCUUCCGACCUCUUCUAUCCGUUUGUUUUCCCCCGCCCAAUGUGUUUCCAUUUUCCCCCUCCUUUGUUCCUGUUUUCUUUUUUUCAAUUUUAGUUCCGUUCCCGACUAAAUCACCGCUUCUUUUCCCUUUUAAAAAGUGCACAUUUUCUUCGCUAAUCCCUUGUUUAGCCGUGCCGUUUUCAGAGUGUUUUCCCAAUGUUUUUAGCUUUUUCCACAUGUUUUCUCUCCGGAAUAAUGCCGUUUCUUUUAGGCGUUCGCGUGGUUUUCCGAUCUGCUCUCUGAUCACUCUGAAAUCUUUUGGUCUCUUUAUUCGGUCGACCUCGAUUCGGCGCUCGAAGUUCAGCCGCACGACUCCUGGGAUUCGUUCCCGCUCUUCCAAAUGCUCAAUGACUUCCUUCUUUCCGAACGUAAAGAACUUUCUCGGAAAUUCAGAAGACGUUUAUCAUUUCAGCGAGUCUCAAGGGAGGCAUUUUCCACAAUAAGAUCGUCCAACAGUUCCAACCGCUCGUCGUCCGCUACAUUGAUCUCAUGGAACACUCGAUCGCGCAGGCAAUCGACAAGGGAUUCUCGAAAGAGAAAUGGGAAUCCAGGAAGUGAGGACUGAUUCUGAUUCCGUUCCCGAAAACGUGUUGAUUGCAGAGAAGGAUGCGCGACUUCCGAAGAUAUUUACUGGAAACUCGACGCGCUUCACACGUUUGUGAUCGAUUUGAACUGGCCGGAAGAGGACUUCCGCAAGUAUCUGCAGACGAAAAUGAAGAGUCUCACUUCCGACAUGAUAUCAAAAGUGUCCGAUUGGUAUGCAAUCUUCACGUCCCCCGCACAAUUUCAUCCGUUUUCAGCACGUUCACCGCAUUCGACGGCUGGAUGCAAAGGGCGAAGAAAUCAACGGAUUACAUGCUUCCGUCGGAAGUCUGUGUCCAGAUCAACGUGAUGUUCAGCUCGAAAAGCCGGGCGGUCCGAGUGACCGUCGACUCGGGAGAGUACAAAUACCAAUCGAAACUGGACGAGACUCUCGAGACGAUGCUCAAAACAAUGGAAUCUUGCAUUCAGGAGAAACUGCUCGGCGUGCUCGAGUCGGUGCUCUCUCGAUUGGCGCGUUACGACGAAGGAAAUCCGAUCGGCGCGUUCCUCAACAUUGCUCCGAAGCCCGGCUCCAUCUUCAAUAAACUGAAGACUAUGGCUGGAGACACUUCUGCACAGACCACCACCACUGCGGUAACCCAUUUAUUGAAUUCUGUGGACCUUUUUUCUCUUUUUCAGCGCCAGCCACUGACUGCUCAACAGUCGUCCGGACAGAUCGGAAACUCGUACGUCACCUUCUUCCGCGGGUGCACCGAACUGCUCCGGCAAGUGGUGAUCGACGAGCUCUGGGUGAAUUGUCUCUUUGAACACUGGCAAGUGCCCCUCCCGAUUCCACUUUCGUUUAUUUCCUCGUCUUCCAGGUACGAUCAUCAGAUGAAAGCGAUCAACGAAUGGCUGACGGAAAGACUGCAACAGUCACUGAGUGCCACGCAGUUCAUUUCGCUUUCGAACAUUGUCAAGAAAGUGUACGGAGACUUCGAGCUGCAGGGAAUCGACGAGGAGAGGCUGAACAGCAAGACGUACCAGUCGAUCAGUCGGCGGUUGCAGCUCGAAGAGAGCAACUCGCACAUUCAAGAAGGUAAACGCCGAAUGAUUUGAUGUCGUGUGCUUUGAUUGAACCAAAUGAAACGAAUUGUAUCGUGUUUUAUCGGACUUAUUACAACGCCUUUUUAGAGUAGAUAUGACCACUACGGUAUCUCGUUUUUCAUGGCGUGGUAAGGAACACUUCACGUUAAUAAACUAUUUCCGUGAACAUUUCAUAUGGCUUGGCAGUGUCGUCCUUGACAACUUUAAGAAAACAGCAUGAACGGGGGAACGGGUUAUUCUGAAUUUCUUUGACCACCACUGCACUUUCCCCCGCACACUUCCUCAGUUACUUCUAUCUUCUUUUCGUUUCAGCUGCCGCAAACGGAUCCGCCUCGAGUUCUUCGGUCUUCCCGACGUCUCUCGGCAACGCGACAGCCGCCGUUUCGAACAUGUCGAGUAUGGUGGAGGGCGCCGGGGCCAAAAUGUUCUCCCUUUUCAAAUAG
Molecule: messenger RNA, 7186 nt
Organism: Caenorhabditis sp. 36 PRJEB53466
Lineage: Eukaryota; Metazoa; Nematoda; Chromadorea; Rhabditida; Rhabditidae
Source: the annotation of a GenBank genome assembly